AUGGUGGACAGGGCUUGGGUUUAUCUUUGCAGAGCUGAUCAUGGUUAUGAGAAAGGGGCAUCAGAGUUUAUUAGAGAUGUGGCUGCGGCUCUGGGAGACGUUGAUAUGAUCGUGUGUCCUUGCAUUGACUGUCGUAACAUAGAUCGUCAUGCUAGCAAUGUUGUAGUUGAUCAUCUUGUUACGAGGGGAACGGAUGAGGCGUACAAGAGUAUUGAGAUAUGUAGAGGUUGGAUGCCAAGAAAACUUAACAUGGUAUCAGAGCUCGAUCCGCACACUCUCACGACCCGGCCUAGAAUGGGCCCGACCCCCGACCCUAGGAUUGAUGGUCUGUGA
Messenger RNA from Microthlaspi erraticum, 333 nucleotides. The record is from the annotation of a GenBank genome assembly. NCBI's taxonomy places the organism in Eukaryota, Viridiplantae, Streptophyta, Magnoliopsida, Brassicales, Brassicaceae.